This is a messenger RNA of Drosophila takahashii, 1551 nucleotides long. It is a transcript of the gene naz, whose product is annotated as nazgul. The record is from RefSeq and is a predicted model, not a curated record. NCBI's taxonomy places the organism in Eukaryota, Metazoa, Arthropoda, Insecta, Diptera, Drosophilidae.
CAAUUGUGCCGUGCAGACGACGUCACAGAUUCAUUCAUCGAUAGCCAGGAAUACAAAGUGCAGGGCGAGAAAGAAAGUGAGCCAGUGCAGAUACCGAGUUACCAAGGGGCGAAUACAUAAGGAAGCCUCCGAGGAUGGAGCGACUGUUGACCAUGUUCGAAGAGGCGGAUCCCUUCUCCACGUGGUGGCCCACGAUAGCCGCCCUUACGGUGGGCAUUGUGAUUACGGUGCGGACCUUAAUGAGCGGCCAGCGCUGCCCGAACGAUAAUCAAAUCAAGGAGCAAAUCGUGGUGGUCACCGGCGGCAGUGGCGGCAUUGGCUUCGAAAUAGCCCAGGCUCUGGCCGGCCGAGGUGGCCGGAUAAUCCUCGCCUGCCGCAAUCUCCAGGCCGGCGAAAGGGCGGCGGCCAUCAUCAAACGGGAGCUGGGCUGCCGCACCCCCUUGAGUGCGUCGGAUGAGGAUGACAAUCCGGCGGACAGGUACUUCGUGGAGGCCCGCUACCUGGACCUCUGCUCGCUGCGCAGCGUGCAUCACUUCGCCGGCCAGCUGAUGGCGGAAUUCGAGCGGAUCGAUGUGCUGGUGAACAAUGCCGGCGUGGUCUUCGCCAACACCCAGGUGCCCACGGAGGACGGCUUCGAGCGGCACAGCCAGGUGAACUACCUGGCCCCCUUCCUGCUGACCCACCUGCUGUUGCCCCAUCUGCAGCGCUCGGCCCAAGGACGCAUCAUUUUCGUUUCGGCCCACGCCCAUCAGGGGGCCAAAAUCGAUUUCGACGAUCCACUGAAUGUGGGCACCUGGUCGGUCAAGUUCCACGCCCGCGAAGCCUUCGCCCACUCGAAGCUCUGCGUCGUGCUGGCCACCCGCUGGCUGGCCAGGGAACUCAAAGGUACCUCGGUCACGGUCAACUGCUGUACGCCGGGACUCGUCCGUGGAACUCGACAUUUUCGCAACUCGCCACUGAUGUCGUCCAUCUGCGUGAAGGCGGUCACCUACCCGUGGAUGUGGCUCUUCAUGAAGAACGCCUACGAGGGAGCCCAGUGCGCCAUCCGCUUGGCCACCGAUCCCCAGCUGAAGGAAGUCACCGGCGAGUACUUCAAUGACUGCGAAAUUGCGGAAAGUUCGGAGACGGGCCAAGACAAGGAGUUGGCCAAGAAGCUGUAUAUGCAGACCAUAAAAACCCUCGAGAGCGUUACCAAACUAACCGUCGACAGGGAGGCGUACGGCAUGGAUUUGGAAUUGGAGCUGGAGUCCGAACUGAGGCUAGAGGCUCCGGCGGAAGCGGAAGCGGAACCGGAAACGAACCAGGGAGCGGACGAGGAGAAAGAGGAGUAGAAGGAGGAGCAGCCAUUGGAGUGAUUUAUGCCUGGCACGCGGCCCCAGUUCUUCGGGGACUGCCAACUGCAACGUCUAUUUGCAUUUGGUUUAACAAUUGCCGCAUUAGGCAGCCUCCUUUUCCUUUUUAUAUGGCUGCCUGCCUUCGACUUUAUGUAGCCCCCAUGAUUCCAUUGCCCACCGAAAAAUAAAUGCAACUUUAAUGUGCGAGCAGCGAGAA